GUACCGGGGUGAUAACUGUUCCCAAAAAGUCUGACAUCACCUGUUUCAAGACCAUGACGGAUCUGGAGGCCCAGCCCGUUCUUUUCAUCCCCGACAUUCACUUUGGGAACCUGCAGAGGGCCGGACAGGUGUUUACCUUCAACACAGAAGAGAUGGAGAGAGAAGGGAGCGUCCUGGUGAAGAGGAUGUUCAGGUCGUCGGAUGAAGAUCUGUGUCCAUCGCCUCACAAACAGAUCAAAGAGGAGACACACAAGAGAG
Austrofundulus limnaeus is the source of this 258-nucleotide messenger RNA. Its product is annotated as grainyhead-like protein 2 homolog. Gene Ontology annotation, biological process: brain development; neural tube development; regulation of transcription by RNA polymerase II. The record is from RefSeq and is a predicted model, not a curated record. Gene Ontology annotation, cellular component: nucleus. NCBI's taxonomy places the organism in Eukaryota, Metazoa, Chordata, Actinopteri, Cyprinodontiformes, Rivulidae. Gene Ontology annotation, molecular function: RNA polymerase II cis-regulatory region sequence-specific DNA binding; DNA-binding transcription activator activity, RNA polymerase II-specific.